Molecule: messenger RNA, 957 nt
Organism: Mucor velutinosus
Lineage: Eukaryota; Fungi; Mucoromycota; Mucoromycetes; Mucorales; Mucoraceae
Product: CCR4-NOT core subunit cdc39
Exons: 3
Coding region: 1-957 (318 amino acids)
Biological process (GO): protein transport
Cellular component (GO): trans-Golgi network membrane; recycling endosome membrane
Source: RefSeq, a predicted model, not a curated record
AUGUCUAAUAAGAUUGAAACAAGCCCCUUUGAGGAUCCCUCAAAUCCGUUCCAGGACCCUUCCAUCACAUCUGCCUUGAAUUCAACACGUGCGGUCCAGGAAGCAGCCGAAGAAGAUGUACCUUUAAACGAUUUCAACGCCACUAGUUUUCACCAUGUAUCCGAUAACCGAGAUCCCUUCAGCUCCUCUCAGACAACUCUACCCACACAGCCAAACGACUACAGCCAAAGGGAAGAGGCACUUCGACAAAAAGAGCGUGAGUUGGCAGACAGAGAACGAGAUCUGGAGCAGAGACAACGACAGACAUUGCAGCGUAGAGACAACAAUUUUCCACCAUGCUUUCCCAUCUUGUACCUCAACAUUGUGGAUGAAAUCCCCAUGCAACAUCAGACAACAGUGUUGUGGUUAUAUAGAGAAUGGCUCCUGUUUUUGAUUACACUGGUCAUGAACUUUUUCGCUUGUCUCUGGGUCUUGUUCUCGCAUCCAGCCUCAGUAACCAGUGCGCCAACAAAUAUGGGUGUGGCUUUAACCGAGCUAUUUACACAUACAUUGGCAAGCUUCUUUUUGUGGUAUCGCCCUGUUUACAAUGCCUAUAUGAAGGAUAAUUCAAUGUAUUUCUUCUUCUUUUUCAUCUUUAACGGCUUUCAUAUCUUGUAUACCUUUUACAUGGCUGUCGGCAUCCCAUCUACCGGUGGUGCUGGCUUGAUUUUGCUAGUAACGCUAUUUUCAGAGCAUUACAUUGGCCCUGCUGUCUUGACCUUGCUCGCUACCGUCUGUUGGCUCUCCAUGGGCAUUUUGGCAGUGAUUUUCUACAAAAAGACCUACGAUCACUACAAAGCAGCUGGCCACACAUUUAAUGAGGCCAAAUCCGAGGCCUACUCACACAUGGGCCGCUCCACUGUGGUGAGAGAAGCAGCUGUUAGUGCUGCUUGGAAUUCUGCUACCAAUAGAAGAUAG